CCGCCCUAGCACAGAUCAGUUCACCGUAACACACACAGGAGGCAAACAGGUCACCAGCAAUGGAAACUCUCAAGGAUGCCUUCACCGACAUGGACACAUCACAGAAAGUAUUGUAUGCUGUCGGAGGCGUUGUCGUAGCCGUCGUAUCGGUCGUCGCCCUGAGGAAACUAUUUUUCAAAGAGGUAAAGAAGGACUAUCCCCGAGACACGGUGAUCCUCCGUCAGAUCGGUAGAGCUCCCUAUGCCCCCAGCUUGACGCCAUUUGCUGUGAAGCUGGAGACCUACCUCCGGAUGGCCAGGAUACCCUACCAGAACGUCCAUGGGAUGGAGCCUUCAUCAAAGGGCAAAUUCCCCUGGAUGGAGUACAAUGGACAGGAGGUAGCGGACACGACACUGUGUAUCAACUUCCUCAACCAGAAGCUGGGGGUGGACCUCAACAGGAAUCUGAGUCCUGCUGACAGAGGUGUAGCUCAGGCGAUGCAGGUCAUGGUGGAGGAACAUCUGUACUGGUUCCUUGUCCUCUUCCGAUGGCAAUAUGACAACGACAAAUCUUUCAUUAUGGAUGCAUUUAAAAUAGGGAAGUUUAUCUUCUGGAUGUUUCGACGACAACUUAAAAAGCAGACAUGGAGUCAAGGCUUGGGGCGACACACAGAAGAGGAAAUAACGGAGAUGUUUAAGAAGGAUCUACAAUCUCUGUCCGACUUCAUAGGGACGAAGAAGUUCCUGAUGGGGAACGAGCCCUGUGAGGCUGACUGCGCGGUGUUCGGUCAGCUGUCACAGGCCUACUGGCAGUUCAUAGGAACUGGGCACGAUACCAUCAUUAAGGACAAAUACCCCAACCUUGCCGCCUACUGUGAACGUAUGAAGGACACAUUCUGGCCCGACUGGGACCAGUGCAUCACACACGGUGGAACAAGGGAGGCAACCAAGUAGUAACUGUUCCACAGAGCUUUAAUGGUUGUGUUGGCAUAAUAUGUAUUACGUAUUAGCUGUACACAAGGUAUAUAAUUGUAUGUCUGUUUGUUUGUUUGUUGUUUAACGCCACACUCAGCAAUAUUCCAACUGUAUGACAGCGGUCUGUAAAUAAUGGAGUCUGGACCAGACAAUCCAGUGAUUGACAACAUGA
Messenger RNA from Haliotis rufescens (red abalone), 1125 nucleotides. RefSeq names its product failed axon connections homolog. Gene Ontology annotation, cellular component: cytoplasm. NCBI's taxonomy places the organism in Eukaryota, Metazoa, Mollusca, Gastropoda, Lepetellida, Haliotidae. The record is from RefSeq and is a predicted model, not a curated record. The transcript has 6 exons. Bases 60 to 932 code for a protein of 290 amino acids.